Messenger RNA from Paramecium sonneborni, 676 nucleotides. Lineage: Eukaryota; Ciliophora; Oligohymenophorea; Peniculida; Parameciidae. The record is from the annotation of a GenBank genome assembly.
AUGGGGAGCUCAUAAUGUUGUUCUGUUAAUACUAUUGAAGAGACAUCAGAAUUAGCUGUUGGAAUGAAAGAAACUUCUUAAUCCUCAAAGGGUCUAAACAUUCAAGGAGAUGGACAAAAAAUUAAAAAUUAACCCUUGUAUUUAUUCAAAUUGAAUAAUGAAAAGAUCUCCAAAGCAAAAACAAAAGGGUGUGCAUGGUAAAUUUAGAAUCGAUGAUCCUUAAACACCUGGAUUUGCUGAUAAUAAAUCUAUCCACAGUAAAUAAGAAUCUGAAUAAUUAUCUAAUAAAGACAUCUAAUUAAUAGCAGAGAUUGUUAUGUAAUAUGAUGAUUUACCUUAAAAAAUUGAAGAAGCAAAUGAAGAAAUAUUCAUUUCUUAGCCUUCAUUAAAAAAGAAACGAAAAAAUGAUUCACCUUUAUGUGAUUUCUAACCAAAAAAUUCUUUAAAAUCAUUUGAUUCUAAAAGACUUGAUAAAUUAAAAUCUAUUAAUGAAUAUCGAUAGAACUAAGAAGAACUAGGAAAACAAGAAUUAGAAAGUCAAAGAAGUUAAAGUGCUGAUAAUAAAUCAGUUAAAAGUAUUCUAAAAUAGGAAAUGAAAUUCAGCUAAUUUAAAAAAGGUUAGAAAAAUAAUGAUAAUCAUUCUCAAAAAAAAGUGCAUUUUUAAAUGAAUAAAUGA